AUGAGCACCGUUAUCUAUGAGAUCUACGGCGAGCGGUCCGAGACGUAUGCUAACCUGGCCGGUCUGACAGUUCUAGUAUUUGACUAUUGUAUCACCUUCAGCGAGGAAGCAGAUUUGGUAUGGGGGCGACGAUGGGACACUGGACGAUUCAUCUUCCUGUUGGCCCGAUAUCUUCCUUUUCCUGGGUUGGCCUUGACCAACUACGCCGCGAUUCAGGCAGUCAAUCUAAAGCAGUGUAAUGGUACAGGCAGCAACGGUCUUGCAUCAAACGUACUUCAUAUAAUCAGCAUACUCGCAGCUGAAGGUGGAAUCAUUUAG
Molecule: messenger RNA, 318 nt
Organism: Coniophora puteana RWD-64-598 SS2
Lineage: Eukaryota; Fungi; Basidiomycota; Agaricomycetes; Boletales; Coniophoraceae
Exons: 8
Coding region: 1-318 (105 amino acids)
Source: RefSeq, a predicted model, not a curated record